GCUCAGGGUGCGCGCAGCACGGCGAUCGGCGGUGCACUGUGUCCUUCGGACACAGCGGAUCACCAAUCACGGAAAGAGCCGAAGAUGUCGGCUCGGUCAUGGGACAUGUACACUGAUCAUCAGGGCACUGAUGAUCAGUGUGUCCUGAUGAUCAGUGUAGCCCCAGCAGUGCCACCUGUCAGUGUUCAUCAGUGCCUUAUGUCAGUGUUCAUCAGUGCCUCGUGCCAGUGCCACAUCAGUGCCACAUAUCAGUGCCUACCAGUGCACAUCGAUGUCACAUAUCAGUGCCCAUCUGAGCUGCCUUUCAGUGUCACCCAUCAGUGCCACCUAUCAGUGCCACCUAUCAGUGCCAGUCAGUGCCACCUAUUAGUGCCAGUCAGUGCUGCCUAUCAGUGCAUGCCAGUGCCGCCUAUCAGUGCCUGUCAGUGCUGCCUAUCAGUGCCAGUCAGUGCCGCCUAUCGGUGC
Staurois parvus is the source of this 465-nucleotide messenger RNA. The record is from the annotation of a GenBank genome assembly. Lineage: Eukaryota; Metazoa; Chordata; Amphibia; Anura; Ranidae.